AUGCGGGCCGUGCUGGGGGCCGGGGAGGGAGCGCCUGCCGAUGGCGGCGGCAGCGGCACCGACGGCAGCGACGGUGAGGGCGUGCACAUUGUGGCAGACGCGCCUGAUGCUCGUUUCAGGCGCGUGGCGGCCCUGAUGCGGUCCAGGGACAGGCAGGACAAGGCGACGGCGGCGGCGCUGCGGCGGGAGAUGCGGGCCGACAAGAAGGCCCGGCGCAGGGCGCGCGAGGAGGCCGAAGGAGAGGGCGGCGCCCCGGUGGCGACGCUGGGCGGCAGGGGCGGCGCCAGCGACUCCGAAGGAGAUGGCAGCAGCAGCGGCGGCGGCAGCGGCGACGAGGGCGAGCGGGGGCCGGCGCGCGCGCAGGCGGUGGCGCGGCCGGACGCAGCCCACCGGGGCAUGCAGCGGCGCUCGUCCGGGCCCGCGGCGGGGCCGGCUGCGGAGGACAAGGGAGCGGCCGCCAAAGCGCCGGCGGGGGCGCUGUCGCUGCAGCAGCAAGAAGAGCUGGCCUUGCGGCUGCUGCGCGGCCGGGCGUGA
This is a messenger RNA of Monoraphidium neglectum, 534 nucleotides long. RefSeq lists its product as hypothetical. Lineage: Eukaryota; Viridiplantae; Chlorophyta; Chlorophyceae; Sphaeropleales; Selenastraceae. The record is from RefSeq and is a predicted model, not a curated record. The coding region runs from base 1 to 534 and encodes 177 amino acids. The transcript is spliced from 3 exons.